AACGGGUUGCGGGGAGGAGAGCGUGAAGUCGCAUCGCUUAGCAGAUCGGCCCCCGGUCUCUGGUGUGAAUGCUGCGUUCGGAGAGGUAUAGGAAAGGGCUGCCGCUGUUAACCUUGUGCUGCAGAUCCCUCCCUUCUUAAAGCAGUCAUCGGGAGGGAGUAGAUGUGGGCAGGACCUCAACUCGUGUUUUGUUACUAACCCGAAUUUUGUUUCAAACUGUUUCUUAUCCAGAAUUAAGAAGUUGGCGAGCCGACGGCGAGCGGAGGAUCCAGCGAGGUCUGCGGCUCUCUUUGUGUUUUGUUCAUGCCACUUGAAAGCUGCUGAGUGAGGGGAAAGGGGGGGUCGUUUGCUUUAUUCCCAAUGUCAACCUCUCCAAAGUCAGAACCGAGGAACUGGAAGAUUAAGCUCGUAUCGUCCAAAAAGAACCUUCGGAAUAAGCAGACGCCGCUGGAAAUGAAUGAAAACGCGGCCAACGCGCACUACGAGCCCAUCAACUUACCCCCCCAGGCGUUUAACAGCAACGGGCAGCAAUCUCAGGAACGCAACGACACAACUUUCGAGCUCAAACGCGAUGUUCUCAUUAACACCGAGUCCCCGCGGCCGGCUGUGAACCUGGAUCCGAGGGUCUCGAUAUACAGCGUCCGGCGACCGCUGCUCACCCGCUCCAACGUACAGGGGAGAGUUUAUAACUUUUUAGAGCGACCUACAGGAUGGAAGUGCUUCGUCUACCACUUCACGGUGUUUCUUAUAGUGUUAAUAUGCCUCAUAUUCAGUGUGCUUUCAACGAUACAGCAAUACUCGAACCUGGCCACAGAAACUCUCUUCUGGAUGGAAAUCGUACUUGUGGUAUUCUUUGGAGCAGAGUAUGUGGUCCGUCUGUGGUCUGCCGGAUGUCGAAGCAAAUAUGUUGGAGUAUGGGGAAGGCUGCGGUUUGCUAGGAAGCCUAUUUCUAUAAUAGAUUUGAUAGUAGUCGUUGCUUCAGUCAUAGUUCUUUGUGUUGGAUCCAAUGGCCAAGUUUUUGCAACAUCUGCCAUAAGGGGAAUCCGUUUUCUUCAGAUAUUACGGAUGCUACAUGUUGACCGUCAAGGUGGCACUUGGAGACUUCUGGGAUCAGUGGUGUUUAUUCACAGACAAGAACUCAUUACAACCCUUUACAUCGGGUUCCUGGGGCUGAUCUUCUCUUCUUAUUUUGUGUAUUUGGCUGAAAAAGAAGCAGUUGACGAUUCAGGGCAGUAUCAGUUCGGAAGCUACGCAGAUGCCCUUUGGUGGGGAGUAGUCACAGUUACAACCAUCGGUUAUGGAGACAAGGUUCCUCAGACCUGGAUCGGAAAAACUAUCGCCUCUUGCUUUUCGGUGUUCGCAAUUUCAUUUUUCGCUUUACCGGCGGGGAUCCUAGGCUCAGGAUUUGCCCUGAAAGUGCAACAAAAACAGAGACAGAAACAUUUUAACCGACAGAUACCAGCCGCAGCAUCGCUAAUUCAGACAGCGUGGAGGUGCUAUGCAGCUGAAAAUCCAGAUUCUGCAACGUGGAAGAUCUACAUCCGGAAACAACCACGGAACCACCAGUUCAUGUCGCCAAGCCCAAAGCCCAAGAAAACCGUCAUGGUUAAGAGGAAGAAACUGCGCACAGAAAGAGAAGAAGGCUCUACAGAGAAGAUGUUAAAUGUUCCACAUAUCACUUAUGACCAUGUUGCGGAGGACAAAAAGAGCGACAACUACUCUGUGGAAGCAUAUGAAAACACAGUGAAAAAAUCCUUUGGGCUGUUAGAUGUCAGUUCUGCGCCUUUUAUCAGGACAAACAGCUUUACGGAGGAUCUGGACAUGGAAGGAGACACGCUACUCACCCCGAUAACCCAUAUCUCAGAACUUCGGGAACAUCACAGAGCAGCAAUAAAAGUAAUUCGACGGAUGCAGUACUUUGUGGCAAAAAAGAAAUUUCAGCAAGCGAGGAAACCGUAUGAUGUGCGGGAUGUUAUUGAACAAUAUUCUCAAGGUCACCUUAACCUGAUGGUCCGAAUUAAGGAGCUGCAGAGAAGAUUGGACCAGUCGUUGGGGAAGCCGUCUCUCUUCCUUUCUGUAUCAGAUAAAGUGAAAGAUCGUGGGAACAACACUAUUGGUUCCAGGUUAAACCGCGUGGAAGAUAAGGUAACACAGAUGGAUCAUAAGUUGAAUCUCAUCACCGACAUGCUUCACCAUCUAGUUUCCAACCAACAAUCCGGUCAAACGAGCAGGUCGCCUCAUCGAAGCAGCUCCAUGGACUCUGAACACCACCUCUGCCAUAACGCCCUUCCUACGUACGAACAGCUUACCGUGCCGAGACGGAAUCAGGACAAUACAUCCUGAUGAAGAUCCAGUCUGCUGCUGCUACCCAUAAACAGACUUUGACAUUUAUUACAAUGGACCCAGGUCAACUACUGCGUUCAAACCAAAAGUUACUGAUUUUGUGAAUGUAUUUUAACAAUGCAGAAGACCACCGACGAAUGUUCCAUGUAGACUGAACAUCUAACUGUUCCCUUCCUGAUCAUGGUUGGUGGCUCCUCUGGAAAUCCUGACAAAGGGAAGCGGUUGAUAUGGCGAAACUGGAGAAAGUUUUAACUUCCACCCAUCCGGUGAUCUGACCUGUAACGCGACAUGGGGGGGAAAAUACUCAUUGUGUGGUGGGAUCAACUAAAAGCGGGCAUGUUUAAACUCCAGCAGACGUCGGCUACUCUUCAUAAAAGAAAUUCCUAAAA
Spea bombifrons (plains spadefoot toad) is the source of this 2732-nucleotide messenger RNA. RefSeq names its product potassium voltage-gated channel subfamily Q member 1 (gene KCNQ1). Gene Ontology annotation, biological process: transmembrane transport; potassium ion transport. The record is from RefSeq and is a predicted model, not a curated record. Gene Ontology annotation, cellular component: membrane; voltage-gated potassium channel complex. The transcript is spliced from 16 exons. Bases 361 to 2343 code for a protein of 660 amino acids. Gene Ontology annotation, molecular function: voltage-gated potassium channel activity. Lineage: Eukaryota; Metazoa; Chordata; Amphibia; Anura; Pelobatidae.